CAGAGGACCGGUGCUUGGCUUUGAGAGUCAAAAUACCUUUUACGCAGUGUCAAACUUGGUAGGAUCCUUAAAGUAAGAAGUUGGUCACUCACUGCUAAUUACUUUUCCUUGUGUUCCACAUCAACAAGAAGCAAUAUUCAAAAACCUUACCCAACUCGAUAUCUAUAUAUAUGUCAUAUCAACGAUCCAUGAGGCUUCCUUCCUGUUUACACUGCCGUGCCAUUUGUAUGAUCCAAUAGAUUUUGCAUCAAAUCCCUUUUCUUUACAAAUCUCACCUCUUCCCCUUUCUUUCCAUGUCCUAAUAUUCGUAUAUAUGUGUGUGUGUGUGUGAACGUGUGUGGAUAUAUAUAUAUAUAUAUAUAAAUACAAGUCAUCUGAAAGGUGUGGAAGAGAGGGAGGGAAAUGGGAUUAUGGACAAUGCCCAGAAGAGUUCUGGCGCUUUGGUCUGCAAUAAUGGGUUUGGCCAGUUUGAUCCCAUUUCAUGUCUCCGGCGACCUGCCUAAUUAUCCCUACCAAAUGCGAAAAAUGCAGUCUUCUUCCAUGGCGUCUUUUAUCCGCCACGACUCUGUCUCUCUCCCGCCGGCUUCGUCUCCCGGCUUCGCUCCGUUGCCGCCGGUGAGUCCGAGUCCACGCGUGUAUCACGUGACGUCGUACGGGGCCGACGCGACGGGGAAGACGGACAGCACGGCGGCGCUGGAGGAAGCAAUCGCCCACGCUUUCGAAUCGGGGAAGGAUGAUGGGUUCUUGAUGAAAGGGAUUCUGAGUCUUGGGGGUGCACAGAUUCAUCUGGAGGGCGGCACGUACACCAUCAGCCGGCCCCUCCGGCUGCCGGCGGCCGGCCGAGGUAACUUCAUGAUACAUGGAGGAACAUUGAAAGCAUCAGAAGAUUUUCCGGGGGAUGGGUAUCUGAUCGACCUAUCGGCUCCGUCUUCUUCUUCCAACGAGGCGGCGUAUAACUUCGAGUACAUAACACUCAGAGAUCUAAUGCUAGAUUCCAACUUCAGAGGCGGCGGAAUCCAAGUCAUCAACUCACUUAGAACCUCCAUUGACAACUGCUACAUCUCCCAUUUCACCACCAACGGGAUCCUCGUCCAGUCCGGUCACGAGACCUACAUCCGCUACUCCUUCCUAGGCCAACACAUCACCGCCGGCGGAGACCCCGGAGAGCGCGACUUCUCCGCCACCGCCAUCAACCUCAUGGGCAACGACAACGCCGUCACCGACGUCGUCAUCUUCUCCGCCGCCGUCGGAAUCAUGGUCUCCGGCCAGGCCAACAUCAUCUCCGGAGUCCAUUGUUACAACAAAGCCACCGGCUUCGGCGGCACCGGGAUCUACCUCAAGCUGCCGGGCUUGACCCAAACCCGGAUCGUGAAUUCCUAUUUCGACUACACCGGCAUCGUCGCCGAAGACCCCGUCCAGCUCCACAUCUCCGGCAGCUUCUUCCUCGGCGACGCCUUCGUGCUCUUCAAGUCCGUCAACGGCGUCAUCAAUGGCGUUAACGUCGUAGACAACAUGUUCAGCGGCUCCGGCAAGGGGACGGCGAUUGUUCAGUUGGAUCAGAGUAAUGGAGCAUUCAAAGACGUCGAUCAGCUGGUUAUUGAUCGGAACAAUGUAAAGGGGAUGAACCUUAAGGCGACGGCGGCGAGAGGGUCGGUUCAGGGGAACGGGAGCUCGUGGGAAGUCGACUUCAACCAGGUUUUGCUAUUUCCAAACCUCAUAAAAAACGUCCAAUACAGCUUGAGAACAACCGGCGACGGCUUCCCUAACCAUGCGCUGCGAAAUGUGUCUGCAAAUCGCGUGGUGAUCGAGUCCGAUUUGACCGUUCCUGCUACCGUUUUCGUCACGGUGGAUCAAUGACCAGCUUCUGACUGGCGACUGGCUGUGGCUAGUUAAUAUAUAUGUUCUUUCUUUCUUAAUUUCUUAGUUAAUUUUCUCUGAGAAAAUCAUUGAAACCAGAGAAUUCAGCAUACAAGUCGCCAUGAACGUGACAACCCACAAUAUAUAAAUUAAAGCAACUGUAAAAACGUGUUCUAACUUCAAUUGCAACAUAUACUAAUUGUCCAUGAAAACGAUUGUUUCUUAGGAAAUUAAUGGAGCCUUGGAGACCAUAUAUAUUAUGUUAAACUA
Molecule: messenger RNA, 2127 nt
Organism: Diospyros lotus (date-plum)
Lineage: Eukaryota; Viridiplantae; Streptophyta; Magnoliopsida; Ericales; Ebenaceae
Product: polygalacturonase QRT3
Exons: 3
Coding region: 403-1857 (484 amino acids)
Molecular function (GO): polygalacturonase activity
Source: RefSeq, a predicted model, not a curated record